AUGGCUGACUAUGCUAACUACUAUAAAACAGCUUCGCAAGUAUUUGAAAGGACUUGCGCCGAAUAUGAUGAUGCUCGCAAAGCUAUAGAGGAUGGUCAAGAGCAGAUACGUCGUGAAGAAAUGCGCAAAGCUGCACUCCGUAGCGAACAAGAUGCUAGGAAAAGGAAGGAAAAUGCGCUUUUGGCUGAGUACAAUUCAAAAAAUACUGUUCUCACCGAGCUAAUCAAGCAAUCACAAGCAAACGAAGCGAAAAGAGACGCGCUGUUGGCGUCAAUACAAGCGACAAAAGAAGAAAAGGUACGAUUUUUGAGAAUUUUACCCACGUAUGAGUUCUCAAAAGUAUGCUAUGGUUUUAUUGUUUGUUUUGUGUUAUAUGCACUGCUUAUCCCUUCAUCUUUUGCCACAUGUUUGUUCUCAGAUUUUGUUGAUGUUUUAACUGAAGCUCUUGCUGUAACAGUAAAUUCUUUGCAAAAGGGCGCCAUUUCGAUUUUCGGGUAUGCGAGGGGAGGUUAUGGGACACAUCCAUCACAUUACACGGCGUUUUUCCUUGAGUCAGGUGCCAAGCCUGUCUAUUCAUCUUCACAAAUUUGUUGGUGUACAAUUUAUAGUCAGUCAUUAUCGUAUCGCCCGCAAUAUUUCUUAAAUUCGGCGCUAUAAAA
Molecule: messenger RNA, 659 nt
Organism: Cylicostephanus goldi
Lineage: Eukaryota; Metazoa; Nematoda; Chromadorea; Rhabditida; Strongylidae
Source: the annotation of a GenBank genome assembly